AUGGAUAUUGGAAGAAGAAACACUCGGAAAUACAAUUUUAGAUGUCCCGAUCUCAUGGAGUUAAGGAAGCUAUCACCUUUUAUGAAUGAUCCUAAGGAUUUCAGAGACCGUUUCGGAAGACUUCUAUCUAUUCUAUCUACUGAUGUUGAGGAUGGUCUUAUUUGUACUUUGGUUCAGUUCUAUGAUCCUGUUUACCAGUGUUUCACUUUCCCCGAUUAUCAGUUGUUUCCUACCAUGAAGGAGUAUGCUUAUCUUUUGGGUAUACUAGUUUAUGAUAGAGUUCCUUUUAGUGGGGUGGAAGGAAUUCUUGAGUCUCGAGUUAUUGCCGAAGCUAUUCACCUGAGGAAAUCUAACAUAGAUGUUAAUCUCACUGUCAAAAGAGGUAUCAGAGGGUUUACUUCAAAAUUUUUGAUUGAGAAUGAUUUUUCUUUUACUAAUGCUAAUAGUAUGGUGACCUUUGAAACUAUUCUUUCCUUACUCAUCUAUGGUUUGGUCAUGUUUCCCAAUAUUGACAAUUUUGUUGAUGUUAACACUAUCAGGAUCUUUUGGGUUGGAAAUCCUUCUCCUACCUUCAAAGAAAACAAGGAUUGUUUAAGGUGGUCUCAAAGACUUAUGUCUUUCACCAAUGAUGAUAUACCUUGGUAUUCUUCUGCUUACGAUGACGUCGAUGUUAUUGAUAGUUGUCAGGAGUUCUCUAAUGUGCCUCUUCUUGGUAUACAAAGAGUAAUCAAUGGUGGUGAUUAUCCGCAAGUAUACAGAGAAAUUAAAAGAAAGAUUGAAUUGAGAGAAAUAAUACUGGAAUGUGAUUCAUUUCGAUCUAAUAGUACUCCUACUGUCUAG
Molecule: messenger RNA, 840 nt
Organism: Lathyrus oleraceus (garden pea)
Lineage: Eukaryota; Viridiplantae; Streptophyta; Magnoliopsida; Fabales; Fabaceae
Exons: 3
Coding region: 1-840 (279 amino acids)
Source: RefSeq, a predicted model, not a curated record